This is a messenger RNA of Clonostachys byssicola, 1131 nucleotides long. Lineage: Eukaryota; Fungi; Ascomycota; Sordariomycetes; Hypocreales; Bionectriaceae. The record is from the annotation of a GenBank genome assembly.
AUGGCUAAGAAGGAAAAGAAGAGUUCUGGCGCAAAGGCCAAGGCCUCCGCCGCCGCGAAUAUCCCCCCACCUAGCCAGCUCCUCGGUCUGGUUGACGGUUUCCUCUCCGAAUACUCGCUGGACUCGGUCCGCAGCGCCUUGAAGAAGCAGGUCGAGAAGAACGGAUGGGAGUUGCCCGCGGCUGGAAGCACGUCCCUUGUGGCCAUUUUCCAGACCUGGGAAGCUUCUCAGCCCGCCGCCGCACCCAAGAAGAAGGCCAUCAACGACGAUGUUGACAUGAAGGACGCCAGCAGCGACGACGACGCUGAUGACUCUGGUAGCGAGGGUGACGAUGAGAGCGAGCCCGAGACGAAGAAGAAGAGUCUGAAGAGGAAGGCUGCCGAGAGCGAUUCCAGCUCAUCUGAAUCGAGCUCCAGCGAGUCCGAGUCGAGCUCAGAAUCUGAGGACGAGGAGCCUAGGGCGAAGAGGCAGAGGCGUGAGGAGUCUUCCUCAGAGUCCUCCGAGUCUUCCUCCUCAGAAUCUUCCUCCUCCUCCGAAUCCUCUUCGUCUUCUGAAUCUGAGUCCUCCUCGUCGGAUUCUGAGUCCGACUCGGAGUCAGACGCUUCGGCUGUGGUCGAGAAGGCUUCCAAGGUCGCCCUCCCUGACUCCUCCGACAGUUCCUCAGAUUCCGACUCUUCCUCUUCCUCCUCAUCGUCGUCCUCUUCCUCUUCCUCAUCAUCCUCUGACUCCGACUCCGACUCAUCAUCCGACUCUGACGCCAAAACCAAGAAAUCCAAGAAACUAGCCAAGGUCAAGAAGUCCGACUCCUCAGACUCCUCCGUGACCGUCACCGGCGCCCCAACAUCCUCCGCCCUGGUCGACCCUCCCCUGCCCCCCGAUCCGACCGAGUUAAAGAGGAACGGCAAGAAGCAAAACGUGCCCUUCUCCCGCAUCGCCAGGGACAUCAAGGUCGACCCCCGCUUCGCCUCCAACGAGUACGUUAACAUCGCCUACUCGCAGCGCGCGCACGAGGACCUCAUCGUCACCAAGGGCAAGGGCUUCACCAAGGAGAAGAACAAGAAGAAGAAGGGCAGCUUCCGCGGCGGGCCCAUCAACAUCCACGAGAACCAGAGCGUCUACUUCGAGGAUUAA